Messenger RNA from Diatraea saccharalis (sugarcane borer), 825 nucleotides. The record is from the annotation of a GenBank genome assembly. Lineage: Eukaryota; Metazoa; Arthropoda; Insecta; Lepidoptera; Crambidae.
AUGUUUACUUGUCAAAUAUUUUAUAGCUUUUCAUUGCAGCAAUAAUAUGUACCGCAGUUAGAUAAGACAAAGCGAUAACUUCCAAUAUAGGUACGAGGAAAAUGCGAUAAUCGCUAUCAUACGUAUUGUGUUAAUGAUACUACGAGAGUCCUUAUCAUCAGGAGUUCAGUGGUUACGUGUCUGCAUACCUGACAACACACAAUAUGGCUGAAUAUCGAGCUGGAAAAGCUGGCAUCAACGCUGACGCCCAAGCCCGCAUCAACAGUAAGUACAACGAUGAUAUUGGGCACGAAAUACUUGAGUGGAUCAAAGUUCUCACCGGCGAACCGGCCAAUACAUCUGGCACUGCGGACAACAUCUACGAAGUACUUAAAGACGGCACCCUUCUUUGCAAACUCGUCAACGCUAUACAAGAGGACUCGGUAAAGAAAAUCAACCAGUCCACUAUGGCAUUCAAAUGCAUGGAGAACAUCAAUGCUUUUUUGGAAGCCGCCAAGAAAUUGGGCGUCCCUCCGCAAGAAACUUUCCAAACUAUCGAUCUUUGGGAGAAACAAAAUCUGUACUCUGUUUUAAUAUGCCUACAGUCUUUAGGUAGAAAAGCUGGCAACUACGGCAAACCUUCGAUUGGACCUAAAGAAGCUGAUAAGAACGUCAGACAAUUUUCCGAAGAACAAUUAAAAUCUGGCCAAAAUGUCAUAUCUCUGCAAUAUGGAACCAACAAAGGCCAGCAAACAGGCAUUUCUUUUGGUAAUAGACGUCAAAUUUGAUUAAUUUGUAGUGUGUUAUUUUUUUAUGCAAUAAAUGUUCUUUUUUUUUCAAUUUUGU